Messenger RNA from Lichtheimia ornata, 639 nucleotides. RefSeq lists its product as uncharacterized. The transcript is spliced from 2 exons. The coding region runs from base 1 to 639 and encodes 212 amino acids. Gene Ontology annotation, molecular function: acyltransferase activity. Gene Ontology annotation, cellular component: endomembrane system. The record is from RefSeq and is a predicted model, not a curated record. NCBI's taxonomy places the organism in Eukaryota, Fungi, Mucoromycota, Mucoromycetes, Mucorales, Lichtheimiaceae.
AUGACGUUUUUUGAGUUCAUUUUUCUCAAAAGGAAGCUGGCAGCAGACAAGGAUACGAUUGUGAACAACCUUACUCGAUCAAGAGAAGCAAACAACCCCAUGUGGCUCUUGUUGUUCCCUGAAGGCACAGUGAUCUCCGAGAGUACAAGGAAACGAUCAAGCGAUUAUGCCAAAAAGAUGGAUAUGCAAGACAAUCGUUUUACACUCCUGCCUCGUUCAACUGGUUUGAAAUUAUGCACGGAGACGUUGGGUGACAAUCCUGAAUGGUUAUAUGAUUUGACUAUUGGUUACGAAGGUGUCAAGGCCAAUGAGAAUCCCGAGGAUGUCUACACGAUCCCAAGCAUCUUUAGUGCUUAUCGAUACCCCAAGCAAAUCCAUGUCCAUAUUCGGCGGUUCAAGAUCAGUGAUCUUCCCAAGGAGGAUGAUGCGUUUGCACAGUGGAUGUUCGAUCGUUAUGUGGAGAAGGAUCAAUUGAUGGCGCACUUUUAUGAGCAUGGUAAAUUUCCUGGAGAAUGCGAUGCUGAGCUACCAAUUGUCAUGAAGGAGCCGACUCCAAGCUUUUUAUUACUAUGGCUCUCCUUUGUACCUUGUAUUCCAUUGAUCAAACUCGCUUUGGGUGCCAUCAAAUCUGUUUUAUAA